Paraphaeosphaeria sporulosa is the source of this 627-nucleotide messenger RNA. Its product is annotated as HSP20-like chaperone. The transcript has 3 exons. Gene Ontology annotation, biological process: chaperone-mediated protein complex assembly; protein folding. The record is from RefSeq and is a predicted model, not a curated record. The coding region runs from base 1 to 627 and encodes 208 amino acids. Gene Ontology annotation, molecular function: protein-folding chaperone binding; Hsp90 protein binding. NCBI's taxonomy places the organism in Eukaryota, Fungi, Ascomycota, Dothideomycetes, Pleosporales, Didymosphaeriaceae. Gene Ontology annotation, cellular component: cytosol; nucleus.
AUGUCUACCAUCACCCCCGAAGUCACCUGGGCACAGCGCUCAUCGACCUCCGAGCCGGAGAAGAACUACAUCUUCCUCACCAUCGUCGCUACCGAUGUGCCCGAGUCAGACAAGCAGCUCGACCUGCAACCUACCAAGCUCAUCUUCAAGGGCACCUCAACGUCUAAGAAAGUCACAUAUGCCCUCGAGCUCGAGUUCUUCGCCGAGAUCGACCCCAAGGAGUCCAAGAUCCAUCACACCGGCCGCGAUAUUGAGCUGGUGCUGCGCAAGAAGGAGCUCAAGGAGGAGUUCUGGCCUAGGCUGCUCAAGGACAACAAGAAGAUGCACUUCUUGAAGACCAACUUCGACAAGUGGGUCGAUGAGGACGAGCAGGAUGAGGCGCCCGAUGAUGAGGACUACAUGUCCAAGAUGAACCCCAUGGGCGGCGGCGGCGAGGGUGGAUUCGGCGGCAUCGACUUCAGUAAGCUUGGCGCUGCUCAGGCCGCAGGAGGUCUUCCUGGCAUGGAGGGCCUUGAGGGUGAGGGCGAGAGCAGCGACGAUGAGGACGACGAUGACAUGCCUGCGCUCGAAAGCGACGACAAGGCAGAGGCCUCUAGCAGCAGCAAGAAGAUUGAGGAGGUCUCGUAG